Messenger RNA from Acanthochromis polyacanthus (spiny chromis), 5002 nucleotides. RefSeq names its product nucleoporin 155 (gene nup155). Gene Ontology annotation, molecular function: structural constituent of nuclear pore. Gene Ontology annotation, biological process: protein localization to nuclear inner membrane; transcription-dependent tethering of RNA polymerase II gene DNA at nuclear periphery; RNA export from nucleus. Gene Ontology annotation, cellular component: nuclear pore inner ring; nuclear pore. Lineage: Eukaryota; Metazoa; Chordata; Actinopteri; Pomacentridae. The coding region runs from base 198 to 4289 and encodes 1363 amino acids. The record is from RefSeq and is a predicted model, not a curated record. The transcript has 34 exons.
AUGACGCUGCUCCCCCGGAAAAAAAAACCCUUCUGUGCUUCUGUGCAUGAGGUUGGCGGGCUGCUGGUUGUCUGCUUGUUUCGGGUGUACUUCUUUAAAUUCGGCUGUCGAACUGUUCAACGCAACUUAUUUACCAAAUAACUUACAGUCACGCGGAACCAUUUCUGUCGGAUUAAGUCAGCGGUGGUUGCCCAGCCAUGCCGUCCACCGCUGGACCCAGCAGCCCCGCCGCUGCGCUGGCCGAAGCUCUGGAGAACUCUGCCCGGCUGAUUGACAGACAUCUACAGGACGACCGCUGCUUUCCUGACCUGUCAGAGCUGCUCAGCGUCCCCUCACACAAUAUGCCGUCCCUGUCUGGAGUGUCGGAUAUGGACUACCCCCUCCAGGGACCCGGUUUACUCAGUGUGCCAAACCUCCCAGAGCUCAGCGCUGUUCGCCGAGUCCCUCUGCCACCUGAGCUGGUGGAGCAGUUCAGCCACAUGCAAUUUAACUGCAUGAUGGGGGUUUUCCCUGAGAUCUCUCGAGCGUGGCUUACAAUCGAUAAUGACAUCUUUAUGUGGAAUUAUGAAGAUGGAGGAGAUGUGGCCUAUUUUGAUGGCCUGAUUGAAACUAUUCUGGCAGUGGGCCUUGUGAAACCAAAACAAGGGAUUUUACAGCCACACAUUCACUACCUCUUGGUGCUGGCCACGUCUGUAGAUGUCGUCAUCCUCGGCCUCAGUUUUCCCAAGAGCCAAGCUGGGUUGAACGACAGCAUGUCUGGUGGGAUGCAGCUGCUGCCAGACCCCCUGUUCUCAAUCCCCACAGACAACACCUACAUCCUGUCCAUCACCUCCACCGACCUGGGACGCAUCUUUAUGGCCGGGAAGGACGGCUGCCUCUAUGAGAUCGCCUACCAGGCCGAGGCCGGCUGGUUGAGCCAGCGCUGCAGAAAAAUCAACCACUCCAAAAGCUCUCUGUCCUUCCUCAUCCCAUCUGUGCUCCAGUUCUCCUUCUCUGAAGAUGACCCCAUUGUGCAGAUUGCGAUUGAUAACUCACGCAAUACACUCUUCACACGCUCUGAGAAAGGUGUCCUGCAGGUGUAUGACCUGGGAGCUGACGGACAAGCUAUGAGUCGUGUGGCAACAAUGUCACAGAGUUCUAUUGUUGCAGCUGCUGGAAACAUUGCCAGGACAAUAGAUCGCUCUGUCUUCAAACCAAUUGUCCAGAUCUCUGUGAUUGACAGAUCUGAGUCCUCUGACUGCCACCUGCUCGCUGUCACACAUGCCGGUGUGCGUCUCUACUUCAGCACCACGCCUUUUGCCCCUCCACACCAGAAGCACGUUGCAGUUCGGCCCAGCCUGCUAGCUUUGGUCCACGUCCGUCUGCCACCGGGGUUUUCUGCCUCCUCCACCCUGCAGAAACCUGCAAAGGUCCAUAAAGCACUACACAGCAAAGGUGUUCUGCUAAUGGCUGCUUCUGAGACAGAGGACAGUGACAUCCUCUGGUGCAUCAAUCACGACUCCUUUCCCUUCAAGAAACCUUUGAUGGAGACGCAGAUGAUGUCUAAUGUAGAUGGACACUCUUGGGCUCUCUGUGCCCUCAAUGAAGAAAAGCCAGCCAAGAUUUUUACUCCUCUGAACAAGGAACUCAUUCCCAUCACCGAUUCCCCUGUGGUGGUCGAGCAGCACAAUAUCCCUCCGCAGAAGUUUGUCCUUCUUUCUGCGAAGGGGAGUCACAUCUUCCAAAAACUGCGCCCAGUAGACCAGCUCCGUCACCUCCUCGUGAGCUGCGCCGGAGGGGAAAGCGAAGAGAUCGAACGCUUCUUCAAGCUGCACAGGGAGGAGCAGGCUUGUGCCACAGCGCUGAUCCUGGCUUGUUCCAAUGCAGCCAGCGACCGAGAGGUUUCGCAGUGGGCCACCAGAGCCUUCUUCAGAUAUGGAGGAGAAGCACAAAUGAGAUUUCCUGCAGCCAUGACAUCUCCCAGCACUGUUGGGCCUGUGAUGAGCUCUCCAGCACCUGGAAUCGUACCCCCGGCAUUUGCCACACCUUUUACACCGAUGCCCUCUGGAACGCCCUUGUCAGCCGGUCCAGAGGUGAUUUUCUCUGGAAAACAUAACGGCAUCUGUGUCUACUUUGCUCGCAUUCUUGGAAAUAUUUGGGAUGGCAGCCUUGCAGUCGAGAAGACCAUAAGCAAAGGAAAUCAGUCUGUCAGCAUUUUGGAAAGCUGCGUUGCUGCAGGUGAUCUGGAGUCGGUCCUUCUGGAGCUCUCUGGUUUGCAGGAGUUUCUUGAUAAAAACUCUCAGUUCAGUCCUUCUUCUCUCGGUGCUGCAAGCUUCAGCUCGCCUGCCAACCUGCAGCAAAGGCUGCUGGGAUUUAUGCGUCCUGAUGGAGUCGGCUCUCAGCAGGUUCAGCAGGAGCUUCAGAGGAAAUAUCACACCAAGGCUCAGGUCUAUGAGAAAGUGUCCCUGCAGGGCAUCCAGCAGUUAGUGCAUCGCUCUUAUCAGACUCUGGCCCUCUGGAAGCUCCUCUGUGAUCAUCAGUUUAGCCUCAUUAUGUCUGAACUACCAAAGGAGUUCCAAGAGCAGAUGAAGGGAGCAAGUUUUAAGGAUGUAGUGAUCCGGGGCAAGGCGUUAUCUGGAGCGCUCAUCACAGGACUCAUUAAUGUCUACAUCAAAGAUAAUGCCUCUGUGGAUGCCAUCAGUAAUCACCUUCGGGACAUCUGUCCCCUGCUGUACAGCAGCGAUGACAGCGUUUGCUCCAAGGCUAAUGAGUUGCUGCAGAGCUCGAAGCAAAUCCAGAAUAAAGUAGAUAAAGAAAGAACACUGAGAGAGUCUCUACGGCUCUACCAGCAGAUCAGCCAGCACACGGACCUGCCGCUUGUCUGCUCCCAGUACAGACAAGUGCGUUUCUACGAGGGAGUGCUCGAGUUGUGCCUCACAGCAGCAGACAAGAAGGACCCACAAAGACUUGGACCCCACUUCUACAAGAAUGGAGAGCCUGAGGAGGACAGAGUGGGACAGCAGGCCUUCCAGGAAAGACUUUUGUGUUAUAAGUGCAUCACAGACACCAUGCAGGAGCUGGUGAACCAGAGCAAAGCUGCCCCUCAGUCCCCCAGCGUCCCGAAGCAGCCUGGACCUCCUGUCAUGACUUCUGACCCCAACAUGCUCAGCAACGAGGAAGCUACAGCUCACUGUGAGCAGAUGCUUGGCCUGGCCCAGAGGUCUCAGGACGAGUUGUUUCACAUCGCUCUCUACAACUGGCUGAUUCAGGCCGACUUGACUGACAAGCUCCUAGAGGUGAAUUCCCCGUAUUUGGAAGAACAUCUGAUGCACAUGAUCAAGCAGGACCAGAGUAAAGUUCACAAUAUGGACCUCUUGUGGCGCUACUAUGAGAAGAAUCGAAACUUUGGCAAAGCUGCUCAUGUUCUGGCCCGACUUGCUGACAUGCACAGCACUGAGAUCUCUCUGAAGCAGCGUUUGGAGUAUAUUGCCCGAGCCAUCCUGUCUGCUAAGAGUUCCUCGUGCAUCACCGCUCAGGCAUCUGAUGGAGAAUUCCUUCAUGAGCUGGAGGAGAAAAUGGAGCUUGUGCGUAUUCAAGUACAGAUCCAGGAAACUUUGAUCAGACAGUACUCCCAUCAUCCCUCGGUGAAAAAUGUCAUCUCUCAGUUGGACUCGGAGCUCAUGGACAUCACAAAGCUCUACGGAGAGUUUGCCGACCAUUUCAAAUUGUCCGAGUGCAAGCUGGCCAUCAUCCACUGCGCCGGACACUCUGACCCAAUCCUGGUGCACUCACUGUGGCAGGAGAUACUGGAGAAAGAGCUGGGAGACUCUGUGGCCAUGAGUCCAGUAGACAGGAUGAGGUCUCUCAAUCUGAAGCUGGUAUCACUGGGAAAGAUUUACGCUGGAACGCCGAGAUACUUUCCACUGGAGUUCCUGGUGAAGUUCCUGGAGCAGGAGGUUUGCCGACUGAACUGGGAUGUGGGAUUUGUCACGUGCACCAUGCAGGAGAUUGGAGUGCAGCUGCCGCGUCUCCUGGAGGUUUACGACCAACUCUUCAAAACUCGGGAUCCCUGCUGGCAGCGGCUGAAGAAACCCCUCCAUCUGGUGGAGUGUAUCCACGUGCUUCUCUCAGGAUAUGUGGAUGAUCCCAGCAGAGUACCGACAUAUGACAGACGCCGCUUCACUAAUGUAUGUCUUGACAACAUCUGUGGAUACCUUGUAGAGCUGCAGUCGCUGAGCCCAAACUCAGCCCUUCAGCAAACCAUCGGCAACUUCAAGUCGCUGCAGGCGAAGCUGGAGAAACUCCACUGACGUUUCUAAUUACAUUCAUCAUCAGGACAAGGGACAGGUGACCUCUGGGUCUUGCACUGUUGGCCUUAAAGUAAACAGCCGAUUUAAAAGUGUGAUUACGUUGUCAGGAAGCACAAAAUGAUGGCGUUUGUACUCCACAGUAGAGGGAGUAGCCUCUUUAUCUCUUCAGUGUGUAAUCCUCUGGUAACAACAAACGAGACUGAAGAGAUGAGUUUUAUAACUUAUUUGAUACAUUUUGUUAGUCUAAUCGUGCUGAAAUGUAACUUUAGAAAGAAAGGACGCUGUCAUUUGCGUUGUGUGCAAACAGCUGUCGGAUACCUAAAAGUGGUAGGAUGUUGAGUUUAGCUUUUUCCAACGAAACACGAAGAAGCAUGAAAUUGUUCUGAAAGCCUUUUCACCACACGGGAAUGAUUUUGAUUGUUCUGCUUUUGCUUCCAAACAAUUUAGCGUUGUAUGUUGUAAUUAUGUAUAUAACUUGGCCUCGUCUCUCCUGCCAAAGGACAUUCACACACUUUGCGUGUUAUUCAGAGUGAUGAUUUCGUCUGCUUGGGUGGUAAAACGGUGCUGUCGUGUAUGAGUGCUUUUGUGAUUGUUUUGAAUACGGAACUAUUUUUAACACGGCGCCGUUCACAGCGCUACACUGAAAAUUCUGGCCUGCAUUGAGAACAAGUGAAAACAUUUUUAUAAAUAAAUAAAACCCGUCAUUAAUUUUG